AGACGGAAUUAAGAACAUUCGCAUCAGAGCAUAAAAUGUGUUCGCUCUUUUAUGUGCACGCUGCAUGGAGUGAGACGAUUGGUGUUUUCCCUUGAUAUUAUUUUAGAAUUUUGUUUCAGGAUCAUUACACGUUAGCCGUGAUGCAUAUAGGAUCGCCUUCUUGCGGUAUGAACGCAGCUGUGCGUUCCUUCGUAAGAAAUUGUAUAUAUCGGGGAGACAAGGUUUACGGUAUUUGCGAUGGAAUAUUGGGUCUGAUGGCCGGAAAAUUCAAACCAAUGGAUUGGCCUUCCGUCACCGGGUGGGUAGCACAGGGUGGUGCUUAUUUAGGAACAAAGCGGGCUCCACCUACGGAAGAGCAGUUGCCGCAAAUUGCCCAGAAGCUCAAGGAGUAUGGAAUUCAAGCGUUGCUUAUUAUCGGAGGAUUCGAGGGUUAUCAAACGGGACUUACGCUAUCCAACGCAAGGGAUAAAUACGAAGAGUUUCAAAUUCCUAUCGCCAUGAUACCCGCGACUAUCAGCAACAACGUACCGGGAACCGAAUUUUCGCUAGGCUGUGAUACCGCUCUAAAUGAAAUUACAGAGAUCUGCGAUCGAAUUCGUCAGUCGGCACAGGGUACGAAACGUCGAGUAUUUAUCAUCGAAACUAUGGGCGGAUACUGCGGUUAUCUGGCGACCGUCGCUGGAUUAGCCGGCGGAGCCGACGCGGCGUACAUAUUCGAGGAGAAGUUUAACAUCAAAGAUUUGAAUCAGGAUGUGAUCGCGAUGGCUGCGAAGAUGUCCGAAGGCGUACAGAGAGGUCUCAUUCUGAGGAACGAGAACGCCAAUUUGAACUAUAGCACCGAUUUUAUGCAAAGACUGUUCAGCGAGGAGGGCAAGGGUCUGUUCAGUUGCAGGAUGAAUAUCAUCGGUCAUAUGCAGCAAGGCGGUUCGCCAACUCCGUUCGACCGCAACUUGGGCACGAAGAUGGGCUCGAAAGCGGUCGAAUGGUUCAGCAAUCAGUUGAAGAAGCACACCAACGCCGAAGGGAGAACGUUGACCAUGGAUGCCGAUACCGCAGUUAUGAUUGGUAUAGUUCGGAGACAGUACAGAUUCACACCGUUCACCGAACUUCUCGAAGUCACCGACUUUGUGCAUCGCAUUCCGACGUAUCAGUGGUGGAUGAAGUUACGGCCGUUACUGAAAGUGUUGGCGAAACACGAGUCCACCUACGAGGAGGAGGGACUUUACAUAACCGUCGAAGAGAUGGAUCUCGAGAACGAUCCGCCCCUCGUCUAAAACUGCGAUUCACGCGUCACAAUAUACACAGUAUAAGGUAAUGUUCCCUAAUAAAGUGUACAGUGUUGUUGUUAAUCAUGGAAAGUAGAUUUUGUUGAAAAGUAUUACAGUAUUGUAUGGCAUUACGAUAAUCGAGUUCCGUUGUUAUCUUCGAGACGACACGGUCGAGUUGUAGAUAGAAAAUCGUAGAACACACGAGACAUUCUUCGGGUCUUAGUAUAAGUUUGCCUAUUAUAUCGACGACUGGUAAAUCGCUGUAUACGCGUGCACCCUGUCGUUUGUACUAUUUAAUCGCGAGGCGCGCUACGAACAUUGAAUGUGAAUUAUCCAAAUAAACGACAAAUUAUUGCACACUAUUGCCAUGAACAAGAAUACAGAUUAAUAUUUUUUCUGGAAAUAUCGAAUUUACGUAUUUUAAACGCGGUUUAAGCUCAGGUGAGAAAUAUCAGGUACAAAACGAGUACCUGAGACGUGCGAAGGUAAGCUAUUAUCAUACCUGAAUAGUAUAAGGGAAGAGAAGAGAGAAUAUAUCUAUAAUGUUCAGAGAUGACAAUGACAAAUGAAAUUGUUAUAGCAGCGUUGUUUUCGAACCGAAACGGAUGGAAGUAAAGACGAAUUCGAGCAAUACGCAACAAGCGAAGAUCUCUCCGUGUACGAUGCUUCGAAUCGAAUACAACUCGCGGAUCUAGAGUGCUCGUCGAACCUUGCGAGUGUUACGGAUCUCGCGAGAAGCGCUUAGCGUGCCGUACUGUGCGUUACCCUUUACUUUACUUUCACUUUCAAAGACAUACAUAUCUAGCAGUUACUUUCUUUGCGUAACGUCGGCCGGAGUUGGUUAGAAUAGGAAGACAUUAUUCUGAUUGAUUCGGAGUUUGAAUUAGAAGACGAAUCGCGCAGAGUCGGGUACACCACUGUCGAUGAAUCGUUAGUUCGCGGAUAAAUGUACUAGGCUAUAUUCGUGGUCUACUAAGGAUAUAAAAUUAAACGUAACGUGGCAUUUUGCUUUGACGAAAACAUUAUCCUUUAGUUUAGCUUUACCGAUAGCUAUGAAAAGCUAUUAAGAAGAAUAUACUUGUCUACCUCGAAAACAUAAUUUGCAACGUCGGACGACGAACAGGGGGGAGGGUAUGCCCGGAAACCCGAGUCGUUCUGGUUGCGUGUAACGUUAAAACAUUUUGCUAACAUUUAAGGCUUGUGACCACCGGAGUAUUUAGAUUUAAUUCGUGUUACAUCACCGUACGCGUACAUUUCCCGUCUAUUUAUCCGAACGAGUCGUCGUAUAGAUGCUAAAAGCUCGUCCCGAUUUUCCGUCGAGUAGAUUUAUUAUUCCCGCCGAACUUCUGGAACAGGACGGAUCGAUUUACAUUCUAUUGACGAGCUCGUCGACUUUCGGAGACGCGUUUUUCCUACCGAUCGCGAUUGUCCAAGAUCGUAACAAUUUCAUUGUACGCUAAUACGACACAGUGGCAGAGGACAGAGACGGAAUCAUUUAGAGUAUUGUACAGACAAUAGCUGUUGUCGAGAAAGAAACGUUCCGGAUGGACAACCACUGUAGAGCAGAGUGUCUCGCGAAGACACCCUCCGCGACAGGAACAGGAAAAUUAUCAUUUGAAACGUCUCCUCUUUGCACAGUCGACUCUGGAAACUAGAAACUUGUUUUGGCCUAAUUAUACGACGAUUGCAACUGGUAUUCUACUAACCGAUAGAUUACUAAAAAUAUAAUGUUGAAAGAAUAUAUAUAUAUACAUGUAUGUAUAUAUAUCUGAGAGUGUAUAUAUCUAAGAGUGUAUACGUAUAUAUAUAUAUAUUAUUUUUACGAUUAAAGAUAUAUAUUUUCGACUCAUUGUUGAUCAAUGAAUUUACAGUUUAUCAAUGACAUAAUGCAUAUAGCGUACGGGUGUGUUAUUUUACUCCAGACAUCAAAUUGUUGAACAUGUAUUUUCACUUUACCGUCGCAUAACUAUAUUGACUGUAGUUAUAUUAAUUCAUCGAUAGUUCAAACUUCGCGCCAAGUAUUUGUCGUAAUUGCACAAUUUCAGAAACAAGCGCGUAAUUACCAUGUAUAAGUACUUAUAUCGUGAUCACUAAAAAUGUACCUAAUGCUCUCAAUAAAAUA
Nomia melanderi (Alkali bee) is the source of this 3390-nucleotide messenger RNA. NCBI's taxonomy places the organism in Eukaryota, Metazoa, Arthropoda, Insecta, Hymenoptera, Halictidae. The record is from RefSeq and is a predicted model, not a curated record.